AAAGAAGUAAAACUGCAGGCUUAUGGUGUAUGCCAUUGUAAGUGUGCUUGUUUAAGUAAGGAGCACAGAAGAAGAGAUGAAACUCAAAGAAAUCAACCGGACAGCCAUGCUCAGCUGGAGUCCUGCCCAGCAUCACCCUAUCUAUUUAGCCACAGGGACCUCAGCACAGCAGCUUGAUGCCUCCUUCAGCACCAGUGCAUCCUUGGAGCUAUUUGAGUUAAAUUUGGCAGAUCCAUCGUUAGACAUGAAAUCUUGUGGCAUCUUCUCAUCCUCACAUCGAUAUCACAAACUUGUUUGGAGUCCAUUUGGCAUUGAUGGGCAGGGUCUGGCCUCGGGGGUUCUUAUUGCUGGUGGAGAAAAUGGAAAUGUCAUCCUGUAUGAUCCUGUAAAGAUUCUGUCUGGAGACAGAGAUGUGAUCAUUGCAGAGAGCAGCAUUCACACAGGGCCUGUGAGAGCUCUUGACGUGAACCCAUUUCAGGCAAACUUAGUUGCAUCAGGUGGAAAUGAAUCGGAAAUUUACAUAUGGGAUAUUAAUAAUUUUGGAUCUCCAAUGACACCUGGACCCAAGACACAGCCUCUAGAGGACAUCAGCUGUGUGGCAUGGAACAGACAAGUCCAACACAUCCUGGCCUCUACUAGCCCAAGUGGACGAACUUCAGUGUGGGAUCUACGCAAGAAUGACCUCAUCAUUAAAGUCUGCGACCACAGCAACAGAAUGCAUUGUUCUGGGAUGGCCUGGAAUCCAGAAGUGGCUACACAGUUGGUUAUGGCCUCUGAAGAUGAUCGAAUGCCUGUGAUUCAAAUGUGGGAUUUGCGUUUUGCAUCCUCUCCCCUCAAGAUUUUAGAAAAUCACACACGUGGUGUCUUAGCCAUUGCAUGGAGCUCUGCCGAUCCAGAGCUGCUUCUCAGCUGUGGGAAGGACGGUAGGAUUCUUUGUUGGAAUCCAAACACAGCAGAGAUUUUAUAUGAACUGCCUACUGGCAACCAGUGGUGCUUUGACAUCCAGUGGUGCCCAAGAAACCCUGCAGUGCUUUCUUCAGCAGGCUUUAAUAGCUGUAUAAAUAUCUAUUCCAUUAUGGGAGGCACCAAUCAAGCUCAGAGCCAGAGACAUGUGGACCAGAUAAGUAACUCAUUUGGAAACAUGGAUCCCUUUGGAACAGGACAAACUCUACCUCCAUUGGAGCUGCCUCAGAGUGGGACCCUUUCAACUACAGUUAACCCACUAAAGAAGCCCCCAAAAUGGAUACAGAGACCUGUGGGAGCAUCAUUUGCUUUUGGAGGGAAAUUGGUGUCUUUGGAUAAUGGAAAACCAAAUCCCCAGCAGCCCAAUAGCCAUGUUGUGCAUGUCAGCCAGGUUGUUACAGAAACUGACUUGUUGAAGCGCUCCAACCAGCUACAGGACACCAUCAGUUCAGGUCAAUUUCUGGAGUUUUGCCAAGGAAAAAUCAACUUGGCUGAGAAUGAGUUUGAAAAGACAGUUUGGUCUUUUCUCAAGGCUAAUUUUGACAGUGACAGCCGCUCAAGGUUCCUGGAGCUUCUUGGCUACAAUAAAGAGGAACUAGCCCUAAAGAUUUCUGCUGCAUUAACUGAAAAGCCCAGAGAGAUGGAUUUUCCCACUCUGUGUGAUGCACAGCCAGUUGCCGACCUUAACGUUGUCCCUGCCAUAGAUUACACUGCCACAGAGGCAGCAUUUGACUUGAUUGCUGAUGUGAAUGCAGAAGAAAAGAGUGCUGAUCACAAUUAUGAAAUUGUAGAUCAUAACCAAGUAACAAAUGGCACUCCUGAACAUCAGUGGGAUAAUGAGAAAAUAAUUUUUGAUGAGGAAGUAAAUGACAUUUUAGAUGGCAGUGAGGACGUGCUUCAAGCUUCUAUGGAAGAAACACCUCAGGAAUCAGUUUCUGAAGUCCAAACUCCCAGUGAAGAACCAUCACAGGAUCCUUUUUCCGACAUUCAAGCUCCCAGUGAAGAACUAUCACAGGAUCCUUUUUCUGACAUUCAAGCUCCCAGUGAAGAACCAUCACAGGAUCCUUUUUCUGACAUUCAAGCUCCCAGUGAAGAACCAUCACAGGAUCCUUUUUCCGACAUUCAAGCUCCCAGUGAAGAACCAUCACAGGAUCCUUUUUCCGACAUUCAAGCUCCCAGUGAAGAACCAUCACAGGAUCCUUUUUCCGACAUUCAAGCUCCCAGUGAAGAACCAUCACAGGAUCCUUUUUCCAGUAUUCAAGCUCCCAGUGAAGAACCAUCACAGGAUCCUUUUUCCGACAUUCAAGCUCCCAGUGAAGAACCAUCACAGGAUCCUUUUUCCGACAUUCAAGCUCCCAGUGAAGAACCAUCACAGGAUCCUUUUUCCAGUAUUCAAGCUCCCAGUGAAGAACCAUCACAGGAUCCUUUUUCCGAUAUUCAAGCUCCCAGUGAAGAACCAUCACAGGAUCCUUUUCCCGACAUUCAAGCUCCCAGUGAAGAACCAUCACAGGAUCCUUUUCCCGACAUUCAAGCUCCCAGUGAAGAACCAUCACAGGAUCCUUUUUCCGACAUUCAAGCUCCCAGUGAAGAACCAUCACAGGAUCCUUUUGAGAAAGUGCUUGAAGCUCCUAGUGAACAAUUGCUCAUUGGUGAAGUUCUCAAGGCACCUGAAGAUGGUGCAUCACAGGUUAUUGCUCCUGUAGUCAACCCAGACCUUGGUAUGAAUAAAGAUGUUGACAGGCUGAUUACACAAGCUCUGUUAACUGGAGAUUUUGAAGGAGCGGUUGAACUCUGCCUCCAUGACAACCGUAUGGCAGACAGUAUUAUCCUCGCUAUUGCUGGAGGAGCUGAGCUUCUAAAGAAAACUCAAAAGAAGUAUUUCAUAAAGUCACAAAGCAAGCUGACUAAGCUUAUAAGUGCCGUUGUGAUGAAGGACUUGCAUGACAUCAUGAGCACCUGUGAGCUACAGAACUGGAAGGAGGCGCUGGCUGCUGUUAUGACAUAUGCUCAGACUCAGGAGUUUUCCGCCCUUUGUGAUCUCCUUGGUGGUAGAUUGGAGGGAGCAAAUGAUCCCAAGUUGCAAGCACAGGCCUGUCUCUGUUACAUCUGUGCUGGUAAUUUGGAGAAACUGGUGUCUUGCUGGAUCAAGGCACAAGAAGGAAGCAAUCCACACUCUCUACAGGACCUGGUGGAAAAAGUGGUUGUGAUGCAACAUGCAGUAGAACAGACUCAAAACUUGGGUCCUCUUGCAGUUGGGGUCCUGUUAGCCAAGAAGAUGAGCGAGUAUGCAAAACUAUUAGCCUCUCAGGGUUGCUUGACCACAGCUCUUUCUUACCUACCCAACGAAUCCAACCAUGUUUGUAUUCAGCUGCUUCGUGAGCGUCUGAGCCAUGCUCUAGGUCAGCAGGACCCAGCAUCUUUCAAAACGCAAAGCAUCCCCUCUAAGGUCCCUCAUCUGCAGACUCCUACUCAAUCCAAUAACCCAUAUUCUGUAGUGCAGCCCACCACCACUGCUCCUGCUCAGCUUCAGUACUACCAGCCCGUCAGGGCUGCUUCUACUGUCACCUCUUGGAGUAAUCAAACUCCAACAGCCUUCUCCCAUGUGCCUACUCCUCUUCCAGUUGGCACUGUCUCAGACCCAUCAAAGGUGGAGCUAUCGAACCCUAUAUGUGCAAUGCCAACCACAGGCACAGCCGCUGUGCCUUCUGUUUCCUCUGCGCCUUUCAUGCACUCCCAUCAAUACCAGAACUAUGCCCAGGUUAACCAGUACCCACAGGGAGCUGGAGGGUUGACUGAAUAUCGGACUCAUCAGGAUUCCCCUCCUAUGGCACCUCUUUUGGCUGAAGCUUCUGUUGCUCCUCACCCUCCAGGCUUUCUCUCUCACUACUCUCAGCCUGUCCCAUCUCAAGCUGCUUAUGCCCCUUCACCUCUCAGCAGUCAAUGCCCAUCUUUCUCCUCUUCCUCCAAUCCGCCUUUGUUUCCCAAAAUCUCCACUUCAACACCAUGUGCUGUGCCUCCAUCCUCGAUGGGGUCCUUCCAGCAUGGUGGACCUGGCUCUCCGGGGUCUUACAUGCUGCUGCCUCCACAGAGUGGAGUCUCAGGACCUCAGAAUGGCUGGAAUGAUCCUCCAACCCUGAGUCGAGUUCCCAAGAAGAAGCUAGUUCCACAGAACUACACCCCCCCUGCUCCUAUUACAGCCCCCAUCAUGGCUCCACUGGGGGUCAAUCUCCAGUCUCAGCAGAUGCCCUCAGGGUCCCCUCAGACCAUGGGUCAGAUCCCACAUGCUGUUCAGACCCCCUAUUCAGGCAUGCAGCAGCCACUUCCCUCUUCUGCUAUGAACUCCAUGAACACAACAAUGCCCAAAACCAGCUCUGAAGGUCCACCUGGAGCACCUAUUGGUGAUGCUAUUCAGCCUCCUCAGUCUAUGCCUGCUGAAAAGAUCACAAAGAAGCCCAUUCCUGAUGAGCACUUUGUUUUAAAAAACACAUUUGAGGGCCUUAUUCAAAAAUGCCUAAUUGUUGCUACAGACCCGCAAACCAAAAGGAAACUUGAUGACGCUAACAAGCGUUUGGAAACACUUUAUGACAAGCUGAGAGAGCAAACGCUAUCCCCAGCUAUUGUAGGGGGUCUUCAUAAUAUUGCUAGGACUAUUGAGUCACGAUCCUACGCAGAGGGCCUCAAUAUCCACACACACAUUGUAAGCAGCAGUAACUUCAGUGAAAUUUCAGGUUUUAUGCCAGUGCUCAAAGUGGUGUUGACACAAGCCAAAAAACUGGGAGUAUGAGCAACGCACUAACCACAUAGUAUGAGUAUCGUAAGGGAAAAAAUGUAAUUCAGACAAACUUGAUCAAGAUGUACAGGAAACUGGUUUAAUAGACUGCUGAACCUCACUUCAAUCAGUCAGUGGUAAAUCUGGUCUGAUCAUUGAUUUAAGUAUUGCAUAGAUUUAUUAAUUCUCUAUUGGGCUGUCAUA
Molecule: messenger RNA, 4936 nt
Organism: Periophthalmus magnuspinnatus
Lineage: Eukaryota; Metazoa; Chordata; Actinopteri; Gobiiformes; Gobiidae
Gene: sec31a
Product: SEC31 homolog A, COPII coat complex component
Exons: 29
Coding region: 77-4747 (1556 amino acids)
Biological process (GO): intracellular protein transport; COPII-coated vesicle cargo loading; endoplasmic reticulum to Golgi vesicle-mediated transport
Cellular component (GO): COPII vesicle coat; endoplasmic reticulum exit site
Molecular function (GO): structural molecule activity; protein binding
Source: RefSeq, a predicted model, not a curated record